UGUUUUUGUUGAUUGGGAAUCAGCAGCAACGGAUUUUUCUUUUUGAUUGAUUUCGAAUUUUUAUUGGACUUCUUUGUAUUAUGAAUCUAUCAUUUGCUGGCUGCGGUUUUUUGGGUAUCUAUCAUGUUGGCGUGGCCGUGUGUUUCAAAAAGUAUGCCCCACAUUUGCUGUUGGAAAAAAUCGCUGGCGCCUCUGCCGGUGCAUUGGCGGCCUGUUGUCUUUUGUGCGAUUUGCCUUUAGGUAGCAUGACUUCUGAUUUCUUCCGCGUUGUUAAUGAAGCCCGCCGACAUUCCCUGGGACCAUUUAGUCCAUCGUUCAACAUACAAACAUGCCUCUUUGAGGGCUUACAAAAACACUUGCCCGAAGAUGCGCACAAGCGUGUUAGUGGCCGUUUGCAUAUCUCCAUGACCCGUGUAUACGAUGGUAAAAAUGUCAUUGUCUCCGAGUUCAAUUCCCGCGAUGAGGUGCUACAAGCGUUGUUGUGUGCCUGUUUCAUACCGGGAUUUUCGGGAAUACUGCCACCCAAGUUCAGGGGUGUACGGUAUAUGGAUGGUGCGUUCUCCGACAAUCUACCCAUUUUGGAUGAAAACACAAUAACCGUCUCGCCAUUCUGUGGCGAAAGUGAUAUAUGCCCGCGUGAUCAGAGUUCCCAGCUGUUCCAUUUGAAUUGGGCCAAUACCAGCAUCGAAAUAUCACGCCAGAACAUCAAUCGUUUUGUGAGAAUUCUAUUUCCUCCCAGGCCGGAGUUCUUAUCGAAAUUUUGCCAGCAAGGAUUCGAUGAUGCCCUACAAUUUCUGCACCGUAACAAUUUGAUUAAUUGUCGCCGCUGUGUGGCCGUGCAGUCAACAUUUGUAGUAUCUGAAACGGUGGCACAGCCCCAAGAAUUCGAUCCCGAAUGUAGAGAAUGCAAAAAACACAGAAAGGAUGCACUUUCCUCAAAUAUGCCUCAAACUGUCUUAGAUGUUAUACAGGAUUAUAUAGAACAGGCCAAUAAAGGUUUGGCCAAUUGGCUGUUUAAACAUCGUGGUAUCAAAUUAUUAUCCUUGCCCGCCACUGUACCCAUUGACUUUUUGUUUGCCACAGUUUCCAAGCUUAGUUCUAUUACGCCUAAAUUAACGAAGCAAAUGCGCGUGGUCGUUGACGAUUUUGUAAAUCAGUUAAACAAUGCCUUACAUGUGCGUUUAUUAAAUAAAAUAACGAUCUGUGAUCCUCCCCAUUUCGAUACGACUGGUUUGUUACACUCGAAGCGUUUAUAUGGCCCUAGAGUAUCAAUACUCGUAGACGAAUGUGGCGCUUCACCUUUGGAAGAUGAUGUUGAUCAUUAUGAGCAUGUUUUAAAGGUUACUACCCACAACGAUGCAUUGUAUGCCUACUAUUAUACCGAUGACAAUACAAACAAAGUUAAAGUUACGGAGAUCUUCGAUAUGACUGAAAAUGUUGAAUUGGCCGACAUGAAACAAUACGAGGGUUCCGUGGAAGACCAUCCAAACCCACAUCAACACCAUCAUAACACCGUUGUCAGUGAAUGGAAUGGCGUUGAAUCAGUACAAAUUAUACCCACACCUCCUGAUUGUCGUGAAGAUAUUUUUUGACUGUAACUCCUUGCAUUGCAAAAGACACCCACCCACCACCUACCAUCCAUACAUCCA
Musca vetustissima is the source of this 1649-nucleotide messenger RNA. RefSeq names its product 1-acylglycerol-3-phosphate O-acyltransferase Pnpla3 (gene bmm). The transcript has 8 exons. Gene Ontology annotation, molecular function: triacylglycerol lipase activity. Gene Ontology annotation, cellular component: cytoplasm; membrane; lipid droplet. Lineage: Eukaryota; Metazoa; Arthropoda; Insecta; Diptera; Muscidae. Gene Ontology annotation, biological process: lipid homeostasis; triglyceride catabolic process. The coding region runs from base 81 to 1592 and encodes 503 amino acids. The record is from RefSeq and is a predicted model, not a curated record.